Molecule: messenger RNA, 1056 nt
Organism: Penicillium lagena
Lineage: Eukaryota; Fungi; Ascomycota; Eurotiomycetes; Eurotiales; Aspergillaceae
Product: transcription factor SUA7
Exons: 1
Coding region: 1-1056 (351 amino acids)
Biological process (GO): transcription preinitiation complex assembly; transcription initiation at RNA polymerase II promoter
Cellular component (GO): transcription preinitiation complex; nucleus
Molecular function (GO): TBP-class protein binding; RNA polymerase II general transcription initiation factor activity
Source: RefSeq, a predicted model, not a curated record
AUGGCGGCCAUGUCACCCGUAGCAAGGGCCGAGGCGGCAGCCCCAUGGAAGAAAAACUUGUCUGCCCAUCUUCUCUGCCCGGAGUGCAAGGAGGUGCCUCCCAACCUGGAGUUCCCCGACUCUCACGAGACCGUCUGCGGAUCAUGUGGACUCGUGCUCGCUGACCGAGAAAUUGACUUGCACUCUGAGUGGCGAACAUUCUCCAACGACGACCAGAACAACGAUGACCCGUCCCGUGUUGGAGACGCCAUGAACCCGCUGCUUAACGGUGAUCAGCUGGAGACUUCGAUUGCCAGCGGAGGGUCUGGUCGAGCUCGGGAUCUGUAUCGUGCCCAGAACAAGCAGUCGAACGAGAAGGCGAACAAAGCGCUGCUUGCAGCCUACAAGGAGAUCGGUGCGCUGUGCGACGGAUUCAAUAUCCAAAAGAACGUUGCCGACACUGCCAAAUAUCUCUUCAAGAUCGUGGAUGAUGCCAAGGCGUUCAAGGGCAAGUCCCAGGAAGUCAUUAUUGCUGGCUGCAUCUUCAUUGCAUGCCGCCAGUGUAAGGUGCCCAGGACCUUUACUGAGAUCUUUGCCGUGACUAAGGUGACCCGGAAGGAGAUUGGCCGCAUCUACAAGGCGUUGGAGAAGUUCUUCACUGCACAGAACAUCGAGCGCAACAAUGCCGUUGUGUCAAGUGGCGGUGUGCCUGAUCCGAACGAGGGCUACACGGCCACCACCUCGACCAAGCCUAGCGAUCUCUGCAACCGUUUCUGCAAUCUCCUCGAUCUACCCUACCAGGUCACCAGCGUGUCCGCUGCGCUUUCUGACCGGGUCACCACUAUGGGUGACUUGGCCGGUCGCUCUCCGCUUUCCAUCGUCGCGGCUUGCAUCUACAUGGCCUCCUACCUGAUGGGUCAGGGCAAAUCUGCCAAAGAAAUUUCCCAGGUGGCCCACGUCAGUGAUGGAACCAUUCGCGGUGCUUACAAGCAGCUCUAUGCUGAACGGGAGCGUCUGAUCGAUCCAGAAUGGAUCAAAGAGGGCAAGGGUGAUAUGACCAAGCUGCCUGUGAGCUGA